UUUUAGUUAACAAAUUUAGCCGCAUAAGCGACAGCGCUUUUCAACAUUCAAGUGCUUUUGCAUUCGUUAUAAAUUCUGGUUAUCAAACAGCAACAAAUAAGGCAAUAAACAUGGCUGCACGCGAUGCCGCAUCGAAUCAACUGCUCGACUAUAAGAAUACCUUAAAGGAGUCUCCGGGCGCUAUUACAACUGGCAGUGGUGCCCCAAUUGGCAUUAAGGAUGCCAUUCAAACGGUGGGACCUCGUGGUCCAGCACUUCUGCAGGAUGUCAAUUUCUUGGAUGAGAUGGCCCACUUCGAUCGGGAGCGUAUUCCAGAGCGUGUGGUGCACGCCAAGGGAGCUGGUGCCUUUGGUUACUUUGAGGUGACUCACGAUAUAAGCCAAUAUUGUGCCGCUAAGAUCUUUGAGAAGGUUAAGAAGCGCACUCCAUUGGCCGUACGCUUCUCCACCGUGGGUGGUGAGAGUGGUUCCGCUGAUACGGCACGGGAUCCACGUGGAUUUGCUGUCAAGUUCUAUACGGAUGAUGGCGUUUGGGAUUUGGUGGGCAACAACACUCCCAUUUUCUUUAUUCGCGAUCCCAUACUGUUCCCGAGCUUCAUCCACACCCAGAAGCGUAAUCCACAAACGCAUUUGAAGGAUGCUGACAUGUUCUGGGAUUUCCUGACUCUGCGUCCCGAAUCAACGCAUCAGGUGUCGUUCUUGUUCAGCGAUCGUGGCACUCCCGAUGGCUAUACCCACAUGAAUGGAUAUGGUUCGCACACCUUUAAGCUGGUUAAUGCCAAGGGUGAACCUGUCUAUGCCAAGUUCCACUUUAAGACGGAUCAGGGCAUUAAGAAUUUGGAUGUGAAGACCGCUGCGGAUCUGGCUUCAUCUGAUCCAGAUUAUAGCAUUCGUGAUUUGUACAAUCGCAUCAAGAACUGCAAAUUCCCCAGCUGGUCGGUGUACAUUCAGGUCAUGACCUUCGAGCAGGCCAAGAAGUUCAAGUAUAAUCCAUUCGAUGUGACCAAGGUUUGGUCCCACAAGGAGUAUCCAUUGAUACCUGUUGGCAAAAUGGUGCUCGAUCGCAAUCCCAAGAAUUACUUUGCCGAGGUCGAACAGAUUGCCUUCAGUCCGGCCCAUUUGGUGCCCGGCAUUGAGCCAUCGCCGGACAAGAUGUUGCAGGGUCGUCUAUUCUCCUACUCGGACACGCAUCGUCAUCGUUUGGGACCCAACUAUCUGCAGAUUCCAGUCAAUUGCCCUUACCGUGUUAAGGUCAGCAAUUUCCAACGCGAUGGCUUCAUGAAUGUCACCGACAAUCAGGAUGGUGCUCCCAACUAUUUCCCCAACUCGUUCAAUGGUCCCCAGGAGUGUCCACGUGCCCGUGCUCUCUCCACCUGUUGCCCCGUGACUGGUGAUGUCUAUCGCUAUAGCAGCGGCGAUACGGAGGAUAAUUAUGGCCAAGUUACCGAUUUCUGGGUGCAUGUGCUCGACAACUGCGCCAAGAAGCGUCUCGUCCAGAAUAUUGCUGAUAAUUUGAGCAAUGCCAGUCAAUUCUUGCAGGAGCGUGCCGUGAAGAACUUUACCCAGGUUCACGCCGAUUUUGGACGCAUGCUUACGGAGGCACUAAAUCUGAUCAAAUCGUCCAAAUUCUAAAUAAUUUACACCCAGUGGGUUUCGCUUAAUACAAUUUUGAGAGUACACCUUAUUAUUGCACAUUAUUUCCAUCUCCCACUGAACCUUUUUCUUCGGUUGCGGGCAAUGUUUUUAUGGUUCUAUAAUGCUCUUUCCCCAUGCGUGUGCCUUAUUUUAAAAUGCUAAAUUGUAGCUGUAAUAUAAAACACAUAUAUGUUAUCGAUUUGUAAUAAAUCUUUCUUUUGAUAUAAAAAGAA
Molecule: messenger RNA, 1867 nt
Organism: Drosophila innubila
Lineage: Eukaryota; Metazoa; Arthropoda; Insecta; Diptera; Drosophilidae
Product: catalase
Exons: 2
Coding region: 111-1631 (506 amino acids)
Biological process (GO): hydrogen peroxide catabolic process; response to hydrogen peroxide
Cellular component (GO): cytoplasm; peroxisome; mitochondrion
Molecular function (GO): heme binding; catalase activity
Source: RefSeq, a predicted model, not a curated record